AUGGGCGGCAAAUCUGAGGCCAAGGCGGCCCAGACGGCCCAGAGGGGCUCCAGCGACCGCCAGGCCAUCCAGGACCUACAGACCGUCUGUACCGGCUGGGUCCUCAAGAAGAAGCGCAAGAAGAUGCAGGGCUAUGCCAAGCGCUUCCUGGCCCUUACGAACGAAGGGCUUCUGACUUACGCCAUGGGCCCGGACAAGGCGGCCAGGGACUCGAUCGAGAUCCCACACGCCAGCGUCACCAGCUCCAAGCGCCACGGCACCAUCCACGUCGACAGCGGAUCGUCGGUAUUCCACCUCAAGAUGCUCAACGACCAGGACUUUGAGAUGUGGCGCAACAACCUCAAGAGCUUCAUCCCGGACCGCGUCGGAGGGGCCGUACAGAAGGUCUACGUCGCCUCGGGGACCGAGCUGGUUGCCGUCGACGUGACCCAGAUCUUUACCAGCCUCGAGUUGACCGAGAAGCUGGUUCAGGCCCUGUCAAAGAAGUCCGCCUCGUUCAGCGCGAAGAACUCGCAGCAGACGGCCACUGGCGCCGUCCUCGGAGCGAUCGGCAUGAAGAGCAACGACGACGCCAGCGACGCGACCGCCCUCGCAAACAUUUCCGAACAGCUCAAGGACGAAUUCGCCAACCUCAGAUACGCCAUCGAGUCCAAGAUUCCGCGCGUGGACAGCGCCGGAGGCACGAUGAAGUCGAUUAGGUCGGGCCAAGACGUGCCCGGGCUCGACGGGCCGUCGAGGUCGCGCCUCAGCGUCAGCUCGCUGGCCACCACUCACACCGACUCUGCCAUCUUCUACGACGCCGACAGCAACGGUGCCGACGAGUACUUUUUGGACGACGAUCAUCGGGACGGAGACCUCAGCCGCUCGGACACGAGCGACACCGAGGACCACGACGAUGACGAUAGCUCGCCCGAGACCGACGACACCAGCCAGGACGGCUCGACGCGCCAGACGGUCGAGUAUCGCAAGAAGCUGCCCGCCAAGGUGUCGGGCGACGAGGUGUCACUGUUUUCCAUGCUCAAGAAGAACGUCGGCAAGGACCUGUCGACGAUCUCGUUCCCCGUCUCGUUCAACUGUCCGCUCUCGCUGCUGCAGGCGGCGGCCGAGGAGUACGAGUACGCGGCCGACCUGCUGGAAAAGGCGGGCAAGACCGAGGACUGGAUCGAGCGGAUCUGCCUGGUGGGCGCAUUCGCCGUCAGCGGCUACGCCAGCACCAAGUUGCGGGCGAGCCGCAAGCCCUUCAACCCGCUGCUCGGCGAGACGUACGAGUGCGUGCGCGAGGACAAGCACUUCAAGUUUGUGGCCGAAAAGGUGGUGCACCAGCCCCCCGUGGUGGCGUCCUACGCCGAGGGCAAGGGCUGGAAGUGCCAGGGCUGGAGCUCGGUCAAGAACAAGUUCUGGGGCAAGUCGCUGGAGCUGAUCCCCGAGGGCUCGACGCGGCUCGAGUUUGGCGACGGCGACGUCUUCAGCUUCCAGAAGCCGUCGUCGUUUAUGCGCAACCUGCUGGCGGGCAACAAGUACCUCGAGCACGUCGGCGAGCUGACGGUGACCAACGAAAACACCGGGCAGCGGAUCGUGAUCGAGUUCAAGGAGGGCACCAUGUGGGGAGGCUCGGGCAGCCGCAACCAGGUCACGGGCACCGUCUACGACGCCAACGACAAGGAGGUGACCCACGUCAAGGGCAAGUGGAGCGACAACCUCAGCCGUCAGCACGACAAGGAAAACUACCAGCUGCUGUGGGAGGCGGCCGAGAUGCCGCCGUACGCCGAGGAGUAUUAUGGCUUUACCUACUUUGCCAUGGCGCUCAACGAGCUGUCUGCCGACUGCAAGGACCUGCUGCCGCCGACCGACUCGAGGCUGCGCCCGGACCAGCGCGCGUUCGAGGAGGGCAAAGUCGACGAGGCCGAGCAGCUCAAGCACAGCCUCGAGGAGGCGCAGCGGGCGAGGAGGAAGCAGUACCAGAGCGAGGGCAAGGAGUACCAGGCAAAGUGGUUCCACCAGGAGGGCGACCAGCCCGGCUGGGUCUACGGCGGUACCCAGGGCGAAGACUACUUCAAGACGCGCAGAAAGGCUGCCGACGAGGGCCAGAAGGAGGCCUGGAAGGACCUGCCCAACGUCUUCGACGUCUGA
Messenger RNA from Pseudozyma flocculosa PF-1, 2130 nucleotides. RefSeq lists its product as uncharacterized. Gene Ontology annotation, molecular function: sterol binding. The coding region runs from base 1 to 2130 and encodes 709 amino acids. The record is from RefSeq and is a predicted model, not a curated record. Lineage: Eukaryota; Fungi; Basidiomycota; Ustilaginomycetes; Ustilaginales; Ustilaginaceae. Gene Ontology annotation, biological process: endocytosis; ER to Golgi ceramide transport; piecemeal microautophagy of the nucleus. Gene Ontology annotation, cellular component: plasma membrane; perinuclear endoplasmic reticulum; intracellular membrane-bounded organelle. The transcript has 3 exons.